AUGGCUGAGGUGAAAGUGAAGGUGCAGCCGCCCGACGCGGAUCCGGUUGAAAUAGAAAACAGGAUUAUAGAAUUAUGUCACCAGUUCCCUCAUGGCAUCACAGAUCAAGUAAUUCAGAAUGAAAUGCCUCAUAUAGAAGCCCAGCAGCGGGCAGUGGCCAUCAAUAGACUCUUGUCCAUGGGUCAGUUGGACCUCUUAAGGAGCAGUACCGGCCUUCUGUAUAGAAUAAAGGACUCUCAGAAUGCUGGUAAAAUGAAGGGAUCAGAUAACCAAGAAAAACUAGUAUAUCAAAUCAUAGAGGAUGCAGGAAAUAAAGGAAUAUGGAGCAGAGAUAUCCGAUAUAAAAGUAACUUGCCACUAACAGAAAUCAACAAAAUUCUAAAGAAUUUGGAAAGCAAAAAGCUUAUCAAAGCUGUUAAGUCUGUGGCAGCCUCAAAAAAAAAGGUGUAUAUGCUCUAUAACCUGCAGCCAGACCGGUCUGUGACAGGUGGAGCCUGGUACAGUGACCAGGAUUUUGAAUCUGAAUUUGUAGAAGUGCUUAACCAACAGUGUUUUAAAUUCCUACAAACCAAGGCAGAAACAGCACGAGAAAGCAAACAGAAUCCAAUGAUACAAAGAAAUAGUUCAUUUGCUUCAUCACAUGAAGUAUGGAAAUAUAUCUGUGAACUGGGCAUCAGUAAGGUAGAGUUGUCUAUGGAAGAUAUUGAAACCAUCUUGAACACACUCAUUUAUGAUGGGAAAGUGGAGAUGACUAUCAUCGCUGCAAAAGAAGGCACAGUUGGCAGUAUAGAUGGACAUAUGAAACUGUAUAGGGCAGUUAGUCCAAUCAUACCACCCACAGGUUUAGUUCGGGCCCCCUGUGGACUCUGUCCGGUUUUUGAAGACUGCCAUGAAGGUGGGGAGAUUUCACCAUCUAACUGUAUUUACAUGACAGAGUGGCUCGAAUUUUAACGGAGAGCUAUAAACUUUACUGACAUUUUGCAAAUGAAGUUACUUUGGGAGCAAACCAUUUUUUCUUGAAAGGAAACUUCACAAUAAUGGAUACAGACUUGCUGCUAUGAAAAAAGUAUCUAUUUAUGAAGAUUGAAACUAUUGGUAGGAUAGCCAGUAGAACAUGAAACAGAUAAGGUUAGUAGUGAAAACUAUUCUUUCUUCUUAAAUUAAAUACUUUGAAGCUC
Messenger RNA from Orycteropus afer afer, 1178 nucleotides. RefSeq names its product RNA polymerase III subunit F (gene POLR3F). Gene Ontology annotation, biological process: transcription by RNA polymerase III. Lineage: Eukaryota; Metazoa; Chordata; Mammalia; Tubulidentata; Orycteropodidae. Gene Ontology annotation, cellular component: RNA polymerase III complex. The record is from RefSeq and is a predicted model, not a curated record.